Sphaeramia orbicularis (orbiculate cardinalfish) is the source of this 4076-nucleotide messenger RNA. RefSeq names its product ubiquitin specific peptidase 48 (gene usp48). Gene Ontology annotation, cellular component: nucleus; cytosol. Gene Ontology annotation, biological process: protein deubiquitination. The record is from RefSeq and is a predicted model, not a curated record. Gene Ontology annotation, molecular function: protein binding; cysteine-type deubiquitinase activity; cysteine-type endopeptidase activity. The transcript has 28 exons. The coding region runs from base 251 to 3403 and encodes 1050 amino acids. Lineage: Eukaryota; Metazoa; Chordata; Actinopteri; Kurtiformes; Apogonidae.
UUAACUUUCACACAAUAAAACUCGUUCCGUUAGCGUUAGUUAGCGUUAAGUUUAAAACGCAGGGAAAGAUGACUUGCUAACACUGCCGGGUCGGGCUAGCUACAGCCUAGCAUGCUAGUUAGCUGACAUUAGCAUGAUGGUGGCCUCCAGUUCUGACGUUAUCAUGCAAAUACUGUUUGUGUUGGUCUUUUGCAAUGCAGUGCUCUGUGUAUGUGUGUGAUGUAUUCCCUUUUAAAGUGUAAUUAGAAUUAUGGCACCCCGUUUGCAGCUAGAGAAAGCAGCCUGGCGUUGGGUGGAAACUGUGAAACCAGAAGAAAUUAGCUGGGAGCAUAUCGAACUAGCAUAUCGUAUUAACCUCCCGGCCUGCAAGAGAGGAGCCUGCAGGAGAAAUUGCAAAGGAAACCCAAACUGUCUUGUGGGUAUUGGUGAACAGGCAUGGCUCGGGGAGAUUGAUGAAAAUGCGUUCCACAAUAUUGACGACCCAAACUCGGAGCGUCGGGACAAGAACACGUUUGUUGGCCUGACCAAUUUGGGGGCAACAUGUUAUGUGAAUACGUUUCUGCAAGUAUGGUUCCACAACCUGGAGCUGCGAAGGAGUCUCUAUCAAUGCCACAACUCCAGAGCACAGGAACACAAUUCAGAGUCUGAUUAUGAGCCUCAGUCCAUCUGUGAGCAUCUGCAAUAUCUGUUUGCACUUCUGCAGAACAGCAACAGGAAGUACAUCGACCCAUCAGGGCUGGUGAAGGCUCUGGGUCUGGACACGGGACAGCAGCAGGAUGCUCAGGAGUUUUCCAAACUCUUCCUGUCUCUACUGGAGGACACGCUGUCCAAACAGAAGAACCCGAACCUGCAGAAUGUUAUCCAGCGGCAGUUCUGUGGACAGUUCUCCUAUGUUACUGUCUGUAACCAGUGUGGACGAUCGUCUGCACUGCCGUCCCGAUUCUAUGAGCUCGAGCUGAAUAUCCAGGGCCACAAAAACCUGACUGAGUGUGUCACAGAGUUCCUGAAGGAGGAGAAGCUGGACGGAGAUAACCGAUAUUUCUGUGAGAGCUGUCAGAGUAAACAGAAUGCAACUAGAAGGAUUCGAUUGCACAGCCUCCCUCCGACGCUCAACCUGCAGCUCAUGCGCUUCGUUUUUGACAGACAAACAGGCCACAAGAAGAAGCUGAACACGUUCAUCAGUUUCCCAGAGCAGUUGGACAUGGGGCCUUUUUUAGAAGGAAAAUCAGACCAGAGGUGUGUGUACGAGCUGAGUGCGGUGCUGAUCCACCGAGGCAUUAGUGCCUACUCGGGUCACUACAUUGCCCAUGUAAAGGAUGCCCGAACCAGCGACUGGUAUAAGUUCAACGAUGAGGAAAUCGAGAAGAUGGAGGGAAAGAAACUGCAGCUUGGCAUCGAGGAGGACAUUGCGGAGACAGUGAAGUCCCAGACCAGAAAGCCAAAGUGUGGUAAAGGCUACCACUGCUCCAGGAACGCCUACAUGUUGGUAUACAAGGUCCAAGAGGAGGAGAGCUCAGAUCCCUCCAGGGCCAGUGUCGAGGUUCCAGCCUUCCUUCAGAGGCUGGUGGACCAAGACAACCACAAGUUUGAGGAGUGGUGCUGUGAGAUGGCCGACAUGAGAAAGCAAAGCGUUGAUAAGGGCAAAGCCAAGCAUGAGGAGGUGAAGGAGCUCUACGAACUUUUACCUGCAAAAGACGGCGAACCAUAUGAGUUCAUCUCUCUGGACUGGCUAAAGAAGUGGCUGGACGACGCCACUGCUACGAAGGAAAUUGACAACUCCCUGUUUCUCUGUUCACAUGGGAAACUCCAUCCUGACAAUGUGGGAGAGUCCAAGAGAGUUUCUCUGCAGGCAGCGAAGCUCCUGUACGAGCGCUACGGUGGAGGACCGAGACUGGACAGCUCGUCUCUGUGUAGAGAGUGUGUUGGCCAGCGAUGCAGAGUGCUGCGACUUAAGAACCAGCUUAACGAGGACUACAAGGAGGUCUCCAAUCUGGUCAAACGUACACUCAGCGGUGAGGGAUACUGGGUCGGUAAAGCUUCUCUGCGCAGUUGGAGGCAGUUGGCUUUAGAGCAGCUGGAGGAGGACGAACACAAAACCAAACACAGCAACGGAGAGACCAAUGGACAGGGACCACACUCCAACAGCAGCAAAGAAUUCAGCUCAGAGCUCUCAGAGGGCAAUGAGGAGGAGAUGAAGACAUUUAAUGAAGACAUCGUUUGUAGUCACGGAGGUCUGAGCAUCAUGGAUACUGAACGGAAGCUGGUCUCCACUGAGGUCUGGACCAAACUGAGGGCCUAUUUUGCCAAAGCUCCUGAGUUCACGCAGAGCCAAGAGCCCUGUCAGCAGUGUCUGACUUUAGAGCAGGAGGAGAAGGACAAUGAGGCCGUCAGUAAGAUGAUGGCCUUAGACCAGAAGAACCAGCUGCUCAACCUGUUCCAUGAAAAGAACCGGCCAACGCUCACCAAGUGGCCUCAGGGUACAGAUGUACUUUACGUAGUCCCUUUGUUUUUUGUGGAUGAAUGGAGGAAAUUCAUCAGGAGACCAACUAAAUCCUCUCCAGUGUCCAACGUGGGAAACAGUCUGCUGCUCUGUCCACACGGAGGUUUCAUGUUCACGUACGACUCCCUGGUUAAUGGAGAUGCACAACAUAUAGCUCUGCUCUGGCCCAGUGAGUGGGAGGUCAUCAGUCGACUCUUCAUCGUGGACCACUCGAUUUCCAUCCACUUGUCCCAACAAACCACGCCCACCGGACCCACAACCCAGUACACAACACAGCCAGACCUUUGUUGGGAGUGCAGAGAAGGCUUUCUUUUCCAACAGCAGAGAGACCUCAGAGAGUACACCCAGGCCACCAUCUACAUCCGCAAAGUCAUAGAAGACAAGAGGAUGAUCAAGGAGGCAGCUCCAGAGCUGAACGCCAGCAGCUCGGAGGCAGAGGAGGACAAGGAAGAACAGCCCAAAGUGGAUGGAGAAAAAGACCCUGACUUUGGCCAAUCGCAGGAUGGAGCAAAGCGGCAGAAGCUGAGUGACAGCAGCCCCGCGGUGGCCCCUGUCAUAUCAAACAGCAGUUUGACCAAACAGGGAGGAAUCAGAAGAAGCACCCGACACCGGAAACUCCGAGGAGAGAAGGCACUUAUUGUCUCAGCCAAUCAGACACUCAAAGAGCUGAAAAUACAGAUCAUGCACGCCUUCUCUGUGGCGCCGUUUGACCAGAAUCUCUCCAUUGAUGGGAAGAGUCUAACGGACGACACGGCCACUCUGGGCAGCCUGGGCGUCAUCCCCGAGAGCAUCAUCUGUCUAAAGGCCGAUGAGCCAAUAGCAGACUACGCCGCGAUGGAUGACGUCUAUCAAGUGAGGAUGCCUGAGGAGGGAUUCAAAGGCACUGGGCUCCUCGGACACUGAGGAAAACUGACAGAUGACACAUGGAAGUCUAAAAGAAGCUUGAAUACGUCAAGUGUCCAUAUAUAAAUAAGUGCUUUAAUUUGUUUUGUUUUUUACGUUUUUUCAGUAGGCUUUCUUUAUUAAAACUGUGACUAUGUUGCAAAAGAGCUGUUUUUUCUCGACGUAAAGGUUAGCUGGCUUUUGAUAUUUAAGAUUCCUCAUGGUCCUGAAGAACUCUGUGGUCCCGCUGCUGGACUGACGGAGAUAAGCGAGUCUCUCACUGCAGUUAGACUCUAUACGACUUUGAAUUAAAAAAACAACUGAGGUUUUUGACACUUUUAAAUUAUGACAGGAGGAGAAAUUGAAAACCGAUGUUCUUCCUUUCCAUCACAUGGAUGUUCUUGUAAUUACUGCAGAUUUUACAGGUCUGUCGAAUGAAUGCACGAGUAACUGUAAAGUAUUAAGAAUAUACCUGCUCCUAAAUGUUAGAACAUUUAUUACCUCUACAGUCGAAGCAUAUACUUUCCAUAAUCUCCACGUGGCGUUUAGAGUUACAUACUUAGCUACACGUAUGUAUAAAGGCCGAUUCCAGUGCAAACCUCGUGAGCUCAACGUGAGAACGGAUGCAAGCAGUGAUAUGUACUGUUCUUUUCACUGUUUUUUCUUAUGGACAAUAAAGUUAUUUUCAAAUCAA